ACAUGAUUCUUUACAAAAAUUUGUUUUUGAUUCGGAGAAAAAGAAUGGUACAGACCCGUUAAGCCGAACCAAACAGCGCCUUACCUGAAUUAGCAUGUUUGCUUCAACAACCAUGAACAUCCUCAAAAUUCAUGCUUAUCGUCUUCAACCCCCAAUUUCUCACCUUUCCCAUCCCACCUCCCCUGCAACAUACCAUAACUUCAUGCUCUCCCAUGUCUCAUCAACUUCAAUCCUUUCUUCCCGUCCCCGAUAUCCCAUCUCUAAAACCAAUGCUAGGGUUUCAGAAAUUGGAGCCCCAUUAUGGAUGCAGAAAGAUGACCAAGAAGAAGACACUGGUUCUUCUGAGGACUUGACUAUGAAUGGAGAGGCUUAUCAGAAGACUUUGAGGUUGGUGGAAUGUGCAAUGUUUGCCGCUCUUGGUGGGUUAGCCUACAUCUUAAGCAGCUCUCUUGCUAUUGAGAACUACUUUGGUUGUUUCUUUGCCUUGCCCAUAGUAUUCUCAUCCAUGAGAUGGGAUAUUGUUGCUGGCAGAAAGACUAUGGUUGCAACUGCUACACUGUUGCUCGUCUUGGCUGGCCCUAUAAAAGCAAUAACUUAUCUGCUAAUGCAUGGUUUUCUUGGUCUCACCAUGGGCUCUUUGUGGAGGUUAAAAGCGAGUUGGGGUGUUUCCGUAUUUGUGAGUGCAAUUGUUCGAGCUGCGGGUGCAAUGGGAUAUGUCGUAAUGUACUCUUUCUUAAUCAGGGAGAACAUUCUUGCUUUGCAUGCUUUUCUUGUAGAUCACUAUAAACAUUCAUGCCUCAGCCACAUUUAUCCUCUCAUCAUUAGGCUUUUUGGCAAUUCCUUCGAUGGAUGUAAUAUAUGCCAUUUUUGGGACCUUGCUUUUACUUAAUUGCUGUUUCUUUGUGUUCCUGCUACAUCUUCUAUAUGCUCUUUUCUUUACAAGGCUUGGAAUGAAGGCUUCCCUGAGAUUGCCAAAAUGGUUUGCUAAAGCCAUAUGACAGAUUAGGCACCCAUCAUUGUUUCUUAUUCAAUUUUAUAUGUACUUCCAUGAAGAACUAAAUCAUCUUUCUAUGUUAUUGAUAUUUCUAUUAUUAAAAUAGCAGCCAAUACUUUAGCGACUGGGAAAGUAUAGGUCACAUGAUGUACAUGCAUAUGCUUAAAUUUAUGUAUUUUGAUA
Messenger RNA from Cynara cardunculus var. scolymus (artichoke), 1177 nucleotides. RefSeq lists its product as uncharacterized. The transcript has 9 exons. Lineage: Eukaryota; Viridiplantae; Streptophyta; Magnoliopsida; Asterales; Asteraceae. The record is from RefSeq and is a predicted model, not a curated record. The coding region runs from base 95 to 889 and encodes 264 amino acids.